Messenger RNA from Suncus etruscus (white-toothed pygmy shrew), 2451 nucleotides. It is a transcript of the gene ANO10, whose product is annotated as anoctamin 10. Gene Ontology annotation, cellular component: plasma membrane. Gene Ontology annotation, molecular function: chloride channel activity. The record is from RefSeq and is a predicted model, not a curated record. Gene Ontology annotation, biological process: chloride transmembrane transport. Lineage: Eukaryota; Metazoa; Chordata; Mammalia; Eulipotyphla; Soricidae.
UCGUGGAAGGCCGGAGCGGUGCACAUUGUUUCAAAGAUGAAAGCGACCUUAUCAGCAUUAGAUACUUCUCAAAGUUCUUUCACGCCUUUGGCAGUCAUAGAACUUGCUCAGGAUGUUAAAGAAGAAACCAAAGAAUGGCUGAAAAACAGAAUUAUUGCUAAAAAGAAAGAUGGAGGUGCUCAACUAUUGUUUAGGCCCUUGUUAAAUAAGUAUGAGAAAGAAACACUUGAACAUCAGAAUUUGUAUCUUGUUGGUGCCACUAAUACUAGAUUAUUAUUUGGGGCAGAAAGCUCUGGACUGGUAAAAGAAUGCAAUGACUGUUCCAUGAGAGCCUUCACCUAUGGAACCCGGCAUAAACUUUAAAGGUUGUUUGAUGAUAACAAUGAUGAUUUCCUCUCAAUGGCAGAACGUCAAUUUAUUAUCAGAUAUGAACUUGAAAAUCUUAGAGCCAGAGAGGAAAAAAUGAUCCCUGGUUAUCCCAAGGCAAAGCUGUAUCCAGGAAAAUCAUUAUUGAGAAGAUUGCUCACCUCUCGCAUCAUGAUUCAGGUGUUUCCACUUCAUGAUAACGAGGCCCUGAAGAAACUUGAAGACACCUGGUAUAAUCGGUUUUUGAAGUAUCAGCCGAUAGAUAACAUUCGUGGCUACUUUGGGGAAACCAUUGCUCUUUACUUUGGAUUCUUGGAAUAUUUCACUUUUGCCUUAAUCCCCAUGGCAAUUAUUGGGUUGCCAUACUACUUGUUCGCGUGGGAAGACUAUGAUAAGUAUGUGAUCUUCGCCUCAUUCAACCUAAUCUGGUCCACGGUGAUCCUAGAGGUGUGGAAGCGUAGCUGUGCCCGCAUGACCUACAAGUGGGGAACAUUGAUCAUGAAGAGACAGUUUGAGGAGCCCCGGCCUGGCUAUCAUGGGGUCCUAGGGAUCAAUCCAGUCACAGGCAGGUCGGAGCCUCUCUACUCCAGCUACAAGAGACAGUUGCGCAUUUACCUGGUCUCCAUGCCCUUUGUGUGCCUCUGUCUCUAUUUCUCUCUCUACGUCAUGAUGAUUUACUUUGACAUGGAGACCUGGGCUAUGGAUGUGCAUGAAAGCAAUGGAUCCAUGUGGAGCAGUAUCUUGUUGUAUGUGCCCAGCAUCAUUUAUGCCAUUGUAAUCGAGAUCAUGAACUGGCUGUAUCGCUAUGCUGCUGAAUUUUUAACUUCAUGGGAAAAUCAUCGAUUAGAAUCUUCUUACCAGAAUCAUCUCAUUCUGAAAGUUCUAGUGUUCAACUUUCUAAAUUGCUUUGCCUCACUUUUCUACAUUGCCUUUGUCCUGAAUGAUAUGAAGCUUUUACGUCAGAGUCUGGCCACUCUCCUGAUUACCUCUCAGAUCAUUAACCAAGUCGCAGAAUCUUUUCUUCCUUACUGGAUCCAAAAGGCACACAAUGUAUACGUGAAGAAGAAGAUCCAGGCCUUGAAGGCUGACAUGGAUGCUACCUUGUAUGAACAGGUUGUCCUAGAAAAAGAAAUGGGAACUUAUUUGGGCACAUUUGAUGAUUACUUGGAGUUAUUUCUGCAGUUUGGAUAUGUGAGCCUCUUCUCCUGUGUUUACCCAUUAGCAGCUGCUUUUGCUGUGCUAAACAAUUUCACUGAAAUUAACUCAGAUGCCUUAAAAAUGUGCAGAGUCUUCAAACGUCCGUUUUCAGAACCUUCUUCCAGUAUCGGUGUAUGGCAGUUGGCAUUUGAAGCAAUGAGUGUUAUAUCUGUGGUCACUAAUUGUGCUCUGAUUGGAAUGUCACCGCAAGUGAACGCCCUUUUGCCUGAGUCAAAGAUAGAACUCAUUUUGAUUGUAGUAGCCGUGGAGCAUGCAAUCCUGGCUUUAAAGUUCAUCCUUGCAUUUGCCAUUCCUGACAGACCACGGGAUAUCCAGGUGAAACUGGCCCGAUUGGAAUUUGAGUCAUUGGAGGCACUUAAGCAGCAGCAAAUGAAGCUUGUGCCUGAGAGCCUGAAGGAGGAUUCGAGGGAAGACACAAACGAAGAGGCAUGAGGACAGGCCACUGGGAGCCUGGAGCAGGCCCACUGCUGGCCUGAUGAAGUGCCCUGAGCCCUCACCUCUUUCUACUGUGAACCUCUAGUGGAUGAGGAGAGGACCAGAGUCUUUGUCCUGCCUUUCACCUUCCAGCAUGAUCUGAGGGAUCCCCUCAUACCACCACCGCAGCUGCCUGACUGCUCCAGACCCCCUGCACAUCUAUCCCUACACAGAAGACUCUCCAGCUCUCCUGUGGCCCCUCUCUGGGUGGGUCUACCUCACCCCACCACCAGUUGCCCAGAGACCCUCUAGGUAGGAUGGCAGGUGAAUGGGGGUCAGCCAUUCUGAAGGGCUUCUGCCCAUCUUGGAUGGGAAUGGGGCCAUUUCGAAGCCUGACAGCACUGCACUGGCUUCAUAGGUUCUGUAUGGCAAUAAAACUAUUAUUAAAGGACA